Molecule: messenger RNA, 441 nt
Organism: Parnassius mnemosyne (clouded apollo)
Lineage: Eukaryota; Metazoa; Arthropoda; Insecta; Lepidoptera; Papilionidae
Source: the annotation of a GenBank genome assembly
AUGAUCGCCUUCAAAGCAACAACCAUCCUUCUCCUCGCAGCCGUUGCCAGCGCGCGGCCCUCCGAUGAAUGGGAGCCCGAAGGCCACUCGCACUCGGAGCACACCAAGCCAUACCACGUAACAGUGGUGAAGAAGAUCGGAGUGCCCAUACCUCAUCCAGUCGCGGUGUCGGUGCCGCAGUACGUGAAGAUACCCAUUCCUCAUCCCUACCCCGUUCACGUCACUGUUGAACAGCCGAUCCACGUACCUGUAUACAAGGUUGUACCUCAAGUAGUAGAGAAACCAGUGCCUUACACAGUCGAAAAGCCUGUGCCUUACGAAGUCGAAAAGCCCUACCCAGUUGAGGUCGAGAAAAAGGUUGAGGUCCCGAUCCCCAAGCCUUACCCUGUCCACGUUCCCGUCUACAAGCACGUCUACCACUACAAGGGCGGCAAACAUUAA